UCUCAGUAGUGGCUCAGCCAAUGAAAGGCCACGAUGCGUUGUUUUAUACAUGAUGGAAGAAACAGUGAAAGGGAUUGGAAGAAAUUUGACGCCGGGGUUGGGAAAAGACCAAUGAAAAGUGUUGAUACGUAGCUCAUGCUCGAUGGAAGUAACGGUGAAAAGGAUUGGAGGAAAGUCGACGCCGGGAAUGGGAAGGUAAUUUGAAGCUGAAGCAGAAAAGGGCGUGUCCUCAUCAGCACCUCAGCCAAUGAAAGGUGACGAUACGUAGUUUGUGCUCGAAGGUGAAAGGGAUUGGAGGAAAGUCGACGCCAGGGCGUGGCGUCAUAGCGACUCAGCCAAUGAGGGGGCGACGAUUCUGAGGUAAACAGUGAGGGAGAAGGGGCCAUCAUUUAACUUCCGGCGGUUGAGAAGGAAGGGCGCCAUGGGCGUGCUGAGCGAGUUGAGUCGCGGCCUAGUCCGAGGCGCGGACCGAAUGGCGGCCUGGACGAGCAAGCGAGGCCCGAGGACUUUCUACAAGAGCCGCGGGGCGAAGGUGCUGGGCUACCAGACGGUCGGGGGAAAGUUCCGGCUGGUCCCGGAGCAAGUCCCGCGGCUGGUGGUGCCGGAUCUCACCGGAUUUAAGCUCAAGGCCUACGUGUCUUACAAAGCGCCGCCCGGGAGCGAGCCUCCCCUCACGGCCCGGGCCUUGUUCCAACGCACCGCCGCGGCCCAGAUCGAGAAGGACCUGAAGGAAGGCGCCUUCGACCCGGAAAAGCUGGAGAAGUACGGCUUCGAGCCCAGCCAGGAAGGGAAACUCUUCCAGCUCUUCCCCAAGAACUUCGUCCGGUAGGAAAGGCCGAGGAUUGGAUUAUUAGAGGGCCAUCGCCAGGCCGAGGAUUUGAGUGUUUCUGGAUAGAAGAUGAGCAUCAAAAGCAUCGCUCAGGUGACUUAAGGGCCACAAAGGACUCAUUUCAAGGUUCCCGAUACUAAAUAAUACAUUACAAAAUGAGAAAAUUGAAUGAAAUGGAUGCUUCUGGAUAGAAGAUGCCACAAAGAACUCAAUUCAAGGUUCCAGAGACUAAUACUUUGCAAAAUGAGAAAAUUGAUUGAAAUGAGUGUUUCUGGAUCGAUGAUGGGCAUCAAAAGCAUCGCUCAGGCGACUUAAGGGCCACAAAGAACUCAAUUCAAGGUUUCCGAGAAUAAAUAAUACAUUGCAAAAUGAGAAAAUUGGCUGAAAUGAGUGUUUUUGGAUAGAAGAUGCCACAAAGAAAUCAUUUCAAGGUUCCAGAGACUAAUACUUUGCAAAAUGAGAAAAUUGAUUGAAAUGAGUGUUUCUGGAUCGAUGAUAGGUAUCAAAAGCAUCACUUAGGUGACUUAAGGGCCACAAAAAACUCAAUUCAAGGUUCUAGAUAUGAAAUAAUACAUUGCAAAAUGAGAAAAUUUGACUGAAAUGAGUGUUUCUGGAUAGAAGAUGAGCAUCAAAAGCAUCAUUUGGGUGACUUAAGGGCCACAAAGAACUAAUUUCCAAGAUUCCCGAGAAUAAAUAAUACAUUGCAAAAUGAGAUCACUGACUGAAAUGUUUCUGGAUAGAUGGGUAUCAAAAGCAUUACUCAAGUGAUUUAAGGGCCACAAAGAGCUCAUUUCAAGGUUUUUGAGACUAAGUAAGAUAUUGCAAAAUGAGAAACUUGACUGAAAUGAUUGUUUCUGGAUAGAUGGGUAUCAGAAGCAUCGCUCAGAUGACUUAAAGGCCACAAAGAGCUCAUUUCAAGGUUUUCAAGACUAAGUAAGAUAUUGCAAGAUGAGAAACUUGACUGAAAUGAUUGUUUCUGGAUAGAUGGGUAUCAGAAGCAUUGCUCAUGUGAUUUAAGGGCCAGAAAGAGCUCAUUUCAAGGUUCCCGAGACUGAAUAAUACAUUGCAAAAUAAGAAAACUGACUGAAAUGAGUGUUUCUAGAUAGAAGAAACUAAAUAAUAUAUUACAAAAUGAGAAAAUUGACUGGAUAGUGUGUUUCUGGAUAGAAGAUGCGUAUCAAAAGCAUCGCUCAGGAGACUUAAGUGCCACAAAGAACUAAUUUCAAGGUUCCUGAGAAUAAAUAAUACAUUUCAAAAUGAGAA
This is a messenger RNA of Anolis carolinensis (green anole), 2092 nucleotides long. It is a transcript of the gene mrpl41, whose product is annotated as mitochondrial ribosomal protein L41. The record is from RefSeq and is a predicted model, not a curated record. NCBI's taxonomy places the organism in Eukaryota, Metazoa, Chordata, Lepidosauria, Squamata, Anolidae. Gene Ontology annotation, cellular component: mitochondrial large ribosomal subunit. The transcript has a single exon. Gene Ontology annotation, biological process: translation. Gene Ontology annotation, molecular function: structural constituent of ribosome. Bases 422 to 829 code for a protein of 135 amino acids.